UGUAGUGACUAUUUUGUUAGAAGUUCAAACAGUAGUGAUCAUUUUGUAAAAUUAAGAAAGCUGUUGGCCGAGGGUGAACUCUUCUUCACGACGGCGAGCUGAGCUGAGUUUCCUAUAUCUCCUCCGUCAAUUCCCACUCUCUCUUUCAGUCCACCAUCGUCCCUAACAAAAUGCCCACUACCGUCUUCUUCCUCCUCCUCUUUCUCUUCUCCGCCGCCGCCGGCCCGGUUCCGGGCCUCGACACCUUCCUAACCCACCAAUCCCACAUCGACCCACAAGCCUCCAACGACACCUUCGAAUCCCUCCCUUCUACCCUCCGCAAAUCCCUCUCUUCCUUCCCUCACGCCGCCGCUGCCGGCGGCAGAACCAAUUCCCUAAUCUCCUCCCUCCUCUCCCUGUCGCUCCCGCUCUCGAUCAACCUCCGCCUCGUCGGCUCUGCCUUCCCGGCCGACUCCGAGGCCAUCCUCUCUUCCUUCUUCUCCUCCGCCCACACCUCCGACCACUUCCACGUCAUAACCCCCGAUCCCGUCCCACCUCACAGCGGCUCCCACCGCCUCGCCGUCCGCCACACCCCUCACCUCGACGUCUCGCACUCCCCGCCUUCCCUCGCUUCCCGACUCUCCGACGCCAUCAAAUCCGCCAUCGCCUCCACCCCUUCCCCUCUCCGAUCAACCCUACUCUCCAUCCCUUACGACUCCGUCGACCAAAUCAUUCGCCAGGAGUUCGAUAAGGAGAAGCCCGCUCACGGGAUCUAUGUCUACUUGAUCUCACUGGGUUCUCAGUCCAAGAGCUACGCUUAUUCGUAUUUCCCUGGCGAUUCCUCCCCGGGCUUCACUAAAUGUUCCGGUACGAUUUGGACGGGGAAGGAGAGAUACCUCUGGAUUGAUCUCUCCGCAGGGCCGGUGGAUUAUGGGCCAGCUCUUUCCGGCGAUGGGGUUUUGCCCCGAGGUGAAUUUCACCCUCUUGCGACUAUGCACGGCCGGCCCAAGUCACAGAAGGCUCUGCUCUCCGAUUUAGCUUCAUUGAUAUGGAGUGCUUAUCAGGUACUGCUCGUCCCCUCAUUGCGAAUUCCGGUUCAUUUCGAUAGCGCCUUGAUUGUUCAGUUCAUCCACGUUUAUGCUUCGAAGAACGGUAAGGAUGCCACUGGUUUGGACUGGAAAGCAAUGGAGAGGUCCUUUAGGGAUGGAGCUAGUGAGGAUGGUUUAUUGCUAGGUGAUCAGUCUCUAAGCUUCAAGAGCUAUGAAGUGAAAUAUGAGGAGUGUUCAAUUUGUUCUUAUGCCAUUUCGAGAUCGAUCAAUUCGUACACCUCGAGGUUCCUGUUCGAUAACUAUACAUUGAUCGUGAGUGAGUAUUUGGAUUCCAAGAGAUUGCACCAGAUAUUGUCAGACUCGGCUGAAGAGUUCAAAAGGGUAGCUGGAAUUCCAGAGGAAGAUUACGCCACAGUGCUCCCCGUUUAUGUGUUCGAUCUCGAUUACAAUAUGCUGCUGUUGCUCGAUCGAUACCAUCAAUCCGUUUCCUUCAGAGACAUGGUUGUAGCAGUGAGAACAAAAACUACCCAGACAGUGAGCGAUUACAGCUGCAAUGGCCGACAUGUGUUCACUCAUACACGAGACCUCGAGCGACCUCUUGUUGGCUCGAUUCUCCAGAGCAUGUGGGGAGUUUCUCCAACUCACUUGUCAUGGAGUCCGCAGCACAACACAACUCUAGUGGACUACACUUGGAGCGUGGGGCAGACACCCUUUGGUCCUUUCUCCGAGUCUUCGACCUUGUCCUUUGUGCAGAAGGAUGCAGCUAGGAGAAAUGUGCUGUUAACGUCGUUGAAUUAUAGUAUAACAAGUGCGAUUGAAGUUCUUGGCUCGAUGGAAGCUCAUGGCGGGGAUAGGAGGCUGCUUAAGGAUAAGCAGCAUGUGGAAUUCGUGCAGCGGUGGAACUUGUUCAAGCAUAAGAUUGAUAAGGCGGUUUCUGCUUUGUCGAGAUUGAACUUCGAGAUGGCUUUGUAUUAUUUACGGUCUUCAGACCAUGAUCUGUAUGGCAUUCACUCGUUGGUGUAUCGUGCGUCGCAGGAAUUGGAGGCGUCACUUGCUUGCUUCAAAGAUCCGCCGUUUCCUUGGGGAUCAGUCUCGUUAUCCGCCGGAGGGUUCUUUGCUGUGUGUUAUUUGUAUGUGAAAAGGGAGAGCCUUUUUAAGAACAAGAGGAAGCAGUUUUGAAUGGUUUGGAAGUAGAAGGGGUAGAGAGUUUUUCUUUGUGCAUCUUUUGAAAGCACACUAUUAGGGUUGUGAGUUUUAAGUUGAUGCUGACUUUCUUGGCUCUCACAUUGUCAUACAAAUCUUAUACUGUAAUUCUGGUUUUAUUGCCAAGAUCAAUUGAGAACGUGCAAUGACAGAAAGUCCAAUGGAACUCUUGAAUCUGGAUGCUAGUUUUUGUUGGCUCUGCCUGUUGCUGUUCUGUUCUUUCAUGUAUUGUUAAUCCUUCUACUGGCUCGGCUCUUACAUGAUGAGAGCAUGGAUUCUGGGUUUCAUCCUUUGUUCUAUAACUUUUUUAGGGGAUUGGAUAGCGUCACAACCCCUAAGAGGGUUGUGAGUUUCACUUCCCAGGUUAGAGCCCUCCAUUCCGCUUCCUCUCAGUCCAGCGGUCUAGAUUCCUCAGCGGCGAUUUUGGUACCAGCCACACUAUCUCACACCCCCUCUCUCAUCACCCUACAUAAAUGAUGUUUCAAAAAAGAAAUAAUUUUUUGAGAGAGAAAUAAUUGUCUUUCUUUUCGGGAUGAGAUACGGUGACAACCCCCAAGGGGGUUGUCAGAUUCACAACCCACUCACUAACCGUUGGAUACACUCUCUCUCCUGUCUCUUUCUUCUUUUUUUAAGUUGAUGGUUAGGAUUAAAAGAAGGGUAUUUUUGGAAAGGAAAAAUGUUAACACACCCAAUCAUUCUCCCUCCCAUAUAAAUAAAAUAAAAACCCUAACUCCUCCCUCUCCCCCUCAUCUCUCUCUUUCCCUCCUCCCUCUCUCCAGACAGCACUGCCGCCGGCCUCCACCACCUGCCGCCGGCCUCCUCCCUCUCUCCACCCACCAUCAGCAUCUCUCCUCCCACCAUCAGCAUCUCUCCACCCCCUGCCGCCGGCCUCCACCACCUGUAGCAGCUUCCCAUAAGCACCACCACGAAGACAAUCAAGGGGAAGCAGUUGUCCCCCCCCUCCCCCCGCGCCCCGCCGCGCCGCUGUCCUCCCCUGCUGCCACCAUUUUUAUGUCGCCGCCACCGCGAGGUCAAGACUCAUCCCUAUUUUUUUCCAGAUCUGAUAGUCUCUACUGGUACCAAUACCACUGGUAGCGCUAUUGGUACGCUACCACCACUCACUGGUACCAAUACCAGUGGCUCCCUUAUCAUCUGGUACCACUAUCAUCUGUUUUUUUUUGUGUUAUUUGCUACUGGUAUCGCUACCAAUGCUAGUGGUAGCGCUACCAGUGCUAGUAGCGUUGUGUUAUUCUCUACUGGUAGCGUUGUACUGGUAGCGUACCACUAGUACUGGUACAUUUUUUACUGGUACCGCUAGUACUGGUACAUUUUUUAACUUACUGGUAGCGUACCACUAGCACUGGUAUAUUAAUUACCAGUAGACUAAUAGAUUGGUACACUUUUUAACGCAUUGGUACAUUUUUUCAGGUUGCCGGAGGGAGUCUGCCGGAGAGAAUUCGCCGGAGAAAAAGUUUGUCGGUCGAUGCGGAGUGGCUGCUGGAGAAAGGAAGAGAGAGAGAUAGAUAGAGAUAUUAAUGUAUAGGAUUUAAAUUUCAGAAAAAAAAUUGUAUUUAAUAUGGGUUUUUAAUUCCCAAUAUAAUUAAUACAAAAAGGUAAUUAAUAUAUUUUUUUUCAUACCCAAAAUACCCUUGGUUGUGAAUCUGACAACCCCCAAGGGGGUUGUCACCGUAUCCCGUCCCCAUUUAUGUUAUUAAUUCAAAAUUUUCCAUACACAGUCAUUCCAAAAAAGCCCUUCAUAUUUUUGUCAACCGUGAGAUGAGAAAGGGAAACGGACGGCUGGAAGCAGAGAUUAUUAGAUGUGCUUAUUAUUGAAGUGGUUAGUUAAAUUGUUGUCCGCACGUAAUUGAUCAUCCUUAUUUAAGAAUAAAGAGGUCACACUCUA
This is a messenger RNA of Linum trigynum, 4134 nucleotides long. The record is from the annotation of a GenBank genome assembly. NCBI's taxonomy places the organism in Eukaryota, Viridiplantae, Streptophyta, Magnoliopsida, Malpighiales, Linaceae.